AUGAGCGGAUUUCGUAGUCAAAAAUGGGACCCAUGGUUAAUCAUUAGUCAGAUUAUUGCAGUUCAAACCUUAUAUUAUUUCGGUCUGGGAUGUUGGGUUUUCUUGCUUACAUUGUUUGAUAACCAAGUGCCUACACUUGAUUAUCUAUUUUCAUAUAAAAAACUGAAGCUUUCCAAUUGGAGUGAACAAUUAUUUGUUAGCAUCUUUUUCAUCAAUGCUCUAACAAGUGGAUUAGCAAUUGUUUAUCUUGUCGGUCGAUAUAAACAAUGCCUAGAUUUUUCUUUAACAGUUCAUUUCUAUCAUUUCUUUGCUUGUUGGAUGUAUAAUUCUCAAUAUCCGAAUGUUUUCUCUUGGUAUGUUGUACAAUUUUUCUCCGUUGUCAUUAUGACGAUCCUCUCGGAACAUUUCUCCAAAAAGCACGAGCUCCGAACAAUUCCACUGAGUUCACGUGUUGAUCUGUGA
Molecule: messenger RNA, 462 nt
Organism: Adineta ricciae
Lineage: Eukaryota; Metazoa; Rotifera; Eurotatoria; Adinetida; Adinetidae
Source: the annotation of a GenBank genome assembly